Messenger RNA from Ochlerotatus camptorhynchus, 8561 nucleotides. RefSeq names its product grappa (gene gpp). Gene Ontology annotation, biological process: DNA repair; DNA damage checkpoint signaling; regulation of transcription regulatory region DNA binding. The coding region runs from base 1248 to 7244 and encodes 1998 amino acids. The transcript is spliced from 7 exons. The record is from RefSeq and is a predicted model, not a curated record. Gene Ontology annotation, cellular component: nucleus. Gene Ontology annotation, molecular function: histone H3K79 methyltransferase activity. NCBI's taxonomy places the organism in Eukaryota, Metazoa, Arthropoda, Insecta, Diptera, Culicidae.
ACAAGAGCAGCUCAUUCAGCAGCACAGAGCAAAGCAAGACUUUGAGUGCAACCCCCAUUUUUUUCGCUGCGGUGCGUGGUCCGAAAUAUCUGUUUUGUUUAUUGCACUUUUCGACCCGCAAAGUCGCUUCUUUAGGGGAUAAAGUGUACCCAAGGUUAAGUUUGUGUGCGAAUCUAGUGUUUGCGUGUAAAUUCCACAGCGGAAAAUAGUGCCAAAUGGGGAAAAAGUGCGUUUGAAAACGGUGUAAAAUCUCUCCCCUUUCAUUUCCUUCGAAGAUCCAUCACCCAUCAAUAAGGGCACAGCAAGAGUAGAUUCGUCGUCGUCUUCGCGAGGAGCAGAAAGAAGACAGGAAAAAAAACUCGCGGGUGACUUGAAACCAGAGAUAACAGGAUAUUAUUACUUUUUUUGAAGUGUGCGAAAUACAAAACGACAUGGUGAAAAUUCGUCUAAUAUGGAGUUUUCCAGUUGGGCUUGACAGUGUGACCGGAUUAUAGUGCGCGAUUCCGUCUCAAUCGUUAGUUGGUGCUGUUUUCUGGGAGCAGCCAUUUCUUCUUUCGGUGGCGGAGCGCGUUUCUCCGCGAGAGGUUCCCUAUUCGUGUGUGAGUGAGACCAAAGCAGAAUAUUCAACAACAAGAAGCAAGAAGUCAGUAGUGAAAAACGCGAGUUUCAGGAAGAUUUUUAUUCUCACGCACACAGCCCGGAGGGCACGGUGGUGAUUCUGCUUCUUCUGACCAAGAGUAGAGUGGUUCGGCUGGGGAGUUGGGUUGGUAGAAGAAAAUAAUAUAACAGUGCAAGAACACAGCGGUAGCCCGCCUGUCUCAGAGGGGGGAAAGCGGGAACGGUGCUGCUAGGCCACAUUAUUGGAUAGUGCAUUGGAUUAGCGGAAGUGUGCUCUCGGUCGAGAGCUGGUUGGUUGAAGGUGGCGAGAAUGAUAGUUUCAGCGGUGACGAUACCAGCAGCUGCUUCUUCAUUCUGCCAGUAUAGUAGUGAGUGGCAAACGUGAGCGCAAGUCUGCAAGCAAUGGAUGGAUUUUUGGGAUUCGUCUAUCACGAUGGAUUGAGUGUUGAUAGAUUGUAGCAACCGGAAGGAAGGAAUCAUUUCCAUUCACAAUGUUACUAAUAUCUGGGAAUAGGUUGCCUUCGAGAUAAAAGAGAGAAAGAUCUACAACAGUGACGGAGGAAAGAUAGUGUAGUGCUUAAUGCUUAAGUGUUUAAAAGUGUAGCAAAGCAAAGUUUAAAAAAAAGAAUAUGGCAACCCCAAACUACAAAGAGCUUAAGCUGCAGUCUCCGGCUGGAGCGGAACCGUUUCUAUACAAUUGGCCUUUCUCGAUCGGCGGAGGGCACGAUAAUGGCAUCGAGCUGAUCGAGAAUGUUCGCUGGGUGUGCGAGGACAUGCCGGAAAUCAAAUCCGCCAUAGAGGAAAUCAACCUGAACGAUAUCGACACCGGAGACUACGACGCUAUGAAGAAUUUGUGCGAUCGUUUCAACAAAGCAAUCGAUAGCGUGUCCGCACUGGAAAAAGGCACCUCCCUUUCGAACCAGAGAUUCACGUAUCCCUCCCGUGGGCUUCUACGGCACAUCAUUCAGCAGGUCUACAAUCAGGCAGUUGUUGAACCGGAAAAACUAAACCAAUAUGAACCGUUCUCACCGGAAGUGUACGGUGAAACGUCGUUCGACUUGAUUUGUCAGAUGAUUGACGAAAUCAAAAUCACCGGAGACGAUGUAUUCGUUGAUCUGGGCUCCGGAGUUGGGCAGGUUGUGCUUCAGAUGGCAGCGUCGACGCCAGUGAAAAUCUGCUAUGGAGUAGAGAAAGCUGAUGUUCCUUCGCGGUAUGCUGAAGGGAUGACUGCCACCUUCAAACUGUGGAUGCGGUGGUUUGGCAAAAAGUAUGGGGACUAUGAACUCAUCAAGGGAGAUUUUCUAGCGGACGAACAUCGGGAAAAGAUUAUGUCUGCGACGAUCGUUUUCGUGAACAAUUUCGCUUUCGGACCGAAUGUUGACCAUCAGCUGAAAGAACGAUUCGCUGAUUUGAGAGAUGGUGCCAGGAUAGUAUCGUCCAAAAGCUUCUGUCCGUUGAAUUUCCGAAUAACAGACCGUAAUCUCAGCGACAUAGGAACCAUUAUGCAUGUGAGCGAAAUGACUCCUCUGAAGGGGUCUGUUUCGUGGACUGGCAAGCCUGUUUCCUACUAUUUGCACAUUAUUGAUCGUACCAAAUUGGAAAGGUAUUUCCAACGCCUCAAGACAAAGGGAAACGAGAAUGAUAAUCAAGCUGGCGGAAGUACAAAUACUAGAGCAACUCGGGCUAAGAAAGAUAAAUGCGAGAAAGCGGUGACAAAUGACGACACUAGCUCUGAUAGUGACGUGGAAGCUGCUGGUCCAGCGAGCAGAAAACCGUGGUCGGAUUGGUGCAGUGGGAAAGAGAAAAGUAGUCAAUCGGAGGAGGAAAACAAUAAUUCACCUGUAUUGCGGAAUGGACGAAUUCCGACAGCAUCGAAAAAGCGUAAAAAGAUCACCAGAACGAAGACAGCGGCCAAGAAAGAUCCUGCUGUACAGGCAGCUCAACAAGCGGCAAAAGAAGCACAGGCUGCUGUAACAAAGCGAAGAGGACGGGUAAAGAAAGGUCGCCAAAGACGGGCCCUUAAAAUCAACGGUCUCGAUCUCUUGCACAGUGAAACCUUAUUGAGUACAUCUGACCAAGCUAUCGGUAAGCGUCUGCCUCCAGCUGCAGGUUGUGUAGAUCAACUGCUUACCUCUUUGGCAGGAGAUAUGCAACACAACGAGCUGAAUAUUCCGGAAGCUCCUUCCGAGACGCCUUACGGUUUGCAAAUAUUGCUAGAUUUGUACAAAACUCAGUUUAUAAAAGCUAUUGAAGCAAUGCGGAAAUCAUCGUACAAAGACAAUGUUCAACACCAAAUCGACCGGGAAAAAGAACGCAAUCAACGUCUGUUGAACCGUGCCGGUCAGCUGGAGAAACAGAUCAAAGUUCUGAUAGAUGACAGUGUUGCCCUUCUGAAGGCUCGGAUGAAUGAACUAGGAAUCAGCACAACCAGCCAAAAUGAUCUGCUUUGCAAAGCGAAGGAAAUCGUCGGUCGACACAAAGAACUACAAGUGAUGGCAGCCAAACUGCAGAACCAAGUUACCUCAAUCGAACAAGAGCAGAAACGAUUGGUGAUGCAGCACGUCCAGAGGAUAGCCGAUAAAUAUAUCAAAACGGAAGAGGUAGAGAUAACACCUAAAACAUCGCACGAAUUGGUACUCAAAGAAAUUGCCAACACACUUUCUCAAAGGAAAAAGCUCUACGCUCAGGUGUCUAGUAUGGAGAACGAGCUGAACGUAAUAGAAAAGAUAGCCGACGAGCGGAGGGCAGCCGCAGCAGUACAAGCAACCAUCGUUACACACCAACGAGGAGAUCAGUCGCUACAGCAAUCAUCACAUCACCAACAGCAUCGUGAGCAAGUUCUUUCUCGAGAACAACCUCACCAGCGUGGGGAAGAGCUGCGACGCGAUGUUCAUCAUUCAACGCAGUCGCAAUCUCAAUCGACGUCCGUCACUGUUCAUGUUACUCAACCGCCUUCAUCAAAGCACAGCUCUGGAUCUUCUAGAUCUCAGAGAAAGUCCCGCGAAAAUCGAACCAGAUCUCAAGAAUGGCCAGAAAUCCCCGACAUUGGAAAGAUAGAGGAAAACAACCCAGAAAUACUGGCACAAAAGAUACUGGAAACCGGAAGGCAGAUUGAAGCCGGAAAGUUACUAGCAAACAGCGCCAGUAAGCAUCAGAAAGACCGGGAUAGUAAAAAUCACCACCUUCAACAACAACAGUAUCAACAACAAUCACAAUUGGCGCUUCAGCAUCCCCAUCAUCCCCAUCCAGGUGAUGCUGCGUUGAUGCCCGCUCCUUCGACCCUAAGUAAAUCGCACCAUCGUGGCAACAAUAGCGCAAAUACUACUGCCAACGUAAACAUACUUAAAACUUAUGUACCUGGUCCAACCGCUGCUGGAGAAAUGGUAGGAGCACCGGCAGGAGGUAAUACAACAAGUGUCAAAGUCGAAUCGCGCGCAAAACUGCAAGAUUCGCACAAGGUGGUGAAUUUCGAAGAUCGAUUGAAAAGUAUCAUCACCUCAGUUCUUCAAGCACCUCCGAAGACGCUCAGCACUGGAGGACCGCUACAACAGCAGCAACCUCCACCGCACCAAGUCUCAACGCAACAUCACUUGCGAGACUUGCCACAACCGAUACUUCUCAGUCACGGAGAACAUGUAUCACCAAGCAAAUCAUCGCCGUACGGAAAAACGGUAUACCUUGCAGCUGGUGCUCAACCACCACCGAAUACGAUGCACAGUUCUUUACACGAUACGACGUCCCGAAGUAGUAGUGGCAAUCAACACCAUCUACCUCAUCCGUCUAGCGGUGGCCCAUCAUCUUCCCAGCCGCCAAGUCAGUAUCCUGCUAUGAUGAACACUGUGACAUCUACGCACCAUCUAAAUGCCACCACUACCAUAACAUCGGCCCCAAUUUCGCCGUAUAAAGGACACGGCACUAGCCAAAGUACGAAAAUAUCACCGAGUUCCAAGUACUAUCAGAAAUCAAUGCCAAUCAACCACCAUUCACCAGGGGCCAACAGUACGCAUCAGCAGAUACUACAACAGCAAGAACGGGAAAGAGAACGAGAACGCGAACUCCGACAAUCUCAAAUGGUCAUGCAUUACGGAUCUCACAGUGGCCAAUCCCAUUCCACAGUUGUGGAUCCACAAAACCCUCAUGUUCAACUACUGCCACUGCGUGGCGCAUUGGACGGUAAAAUGGAAUUCAAAACGCCCGAGCAAUUCCGCUAUGAUCAUCGCAAUCCGAUCGAACCUCCCAUGGCUCAGAGCCAUACACGAAGCUCGUCAGCUACUUCACUGGAUGGCGAAUAUCAUCCUGCUGGGGUAAACGUGCGCUACGUUGGUGUACCCACAAACCCUCAAACGCUGCAACAACAACAGCAGCAACCUCAACAAGCACCUUUGCAACAACAACAGCUGCCCGGAGGUAACAACUCUCGGCCGGGAUCGUCAUCCUCGCAACCGGAUUACACCCAGGUAUCGCCGGCAAAAAUGGCACUGCGACGACACCUUUCUCAAGAGAAACUGACACAUCCGAUACCGCCGUCGACCAGCACCGUAAAGACCAUCGGUGAUUUGGUGAAUGGAGAAAUCGAACGAACGUUGGAAAUUUCCAACCAAUCGAUCAUCAACGCAGCGGUCAACAUGAGCACAUCGGCGGCAGUGGCAGCGGCUGCAGCAGCAUUGCCUGCAGGGCAUACCGUUAUCAAUACCAACGUUCAGCGACCGGAGCGCGUCAGCAUUCGAGUUCUGGAAGAAGCCGCUCUCAAUGGCAGUGCCCAACCAUCAUCAUCCUACAGUCCCAUUUCUCGGCCAAACAGCAGAGAAAUGGACAAAUCGCCCGUACAUAUACAUGGUCAAAGCAAUUUGGCCACACUAGCCCAGGUGGCUACCUAUAAUCACAAGAAGCCAUCAUCGUCCUCAUCGUCUGCCUCGUCGACGGUCAUAUCACCUCGUGGUGGACCUGUUCAGCAAGUCGACAGCCGAGUACAUCCUGUGUCUUCGCAGCAAUACCCACAACAAGGUGCAACGCCGCACUCAUCCGUCGUGUAUCCACCAACAAGGGGAGAUAAGCCGUCCUACCAGCCUUCGGAACGUCCUGCAUCUGAAUCAACUUAUAUGGCUCUUCCGCGAGCUGACAUAAAGCCGCACCUAGAUUCGUACUUUAUCGAUGAACAUAAACGACAUCAACAGCAGCAACAACAACAUCAACUGCAUAGGCAGGAAUCCCAGUCGGUUGGUCCUCAUCAUCAUCCACCUACUUCCCAUCAUCAAACUGGUAGCGGUAUGCGUGCCAUGGGUGAUUUGUAUCACCGCAGUCAUGCGGUUGGAGCGAUUGAACAGUCACACCCUCGCCGAGAACCGGUAGCUUCCCACGUAGUGGAUGAUCGAAUGAACGGUAGUCCACCUUUGGAAGGCUUGGCUGCAUCGUUACGAGCUCGAGUGAUUGCACAGUUGAACAGCAAAGAAGAAGAUGUCGAACGGCACCGACGGACAGACCAUACCGGAUCUGGCAGCAGCAACAAUACCAUACAAUUAGUACAAACACCCCACGUCAAAACCGAGAAAUAUUCAACCGGAAUGAAGCGUACAUCGCCGAUCAUAGAGAAUCCUCCUAGGCCUCCGAAGAUGUUGUACACCGAUUGCUCGGACGCCAUGAUCAAUUCCGACCUACUGCAUGUAGGUCGAAGCAAUUCAGGUCCAUCACGAGGAAUGGGACCGCUUAUGAGUCCCGAAAUCAACUCACUCUCCGCCGUUGACGAUCGGCAGCAUCUGUUGCGUCAUGGCAGGAACGACGUUGACGACGAUGUGGGAGAUGAUGAGUCCAGUUGGCACGAUCGGGUCAGUUCUGGAUUUGACCGACUGGUGGCAUUCGCUUCAACGGAGUUGGAUAAAACUCGAAGGUCCAACGAGGACGCUCCACCUUCAUCGACGAGUUGCACUACCUCACCAGAUUCCGGUAUUAACCAGAGUGACCACAGUCGCACUUUCUUAUCGUCGUCGUCUUCCUCUUCUCAGCUGGACGUUCCACCGAGUAGUUCAAGUGCCGGUAGCGGCAGCAGUGCAAGUAGCGGCCUAAUGAAACACAUUGUGCCAAUCAUAAAAUCAUCACCAGCGGAACCAGUAGAAAGCCCACCGCUUUCGGAUGUAGGCCUUCCGCGAACGCCGAGUCCAUCAUCGAGUCCCCCUCUAAUCUAUCAAUCCGCAUCAGCUGUAUCAUCUGCAGCGCAUAACCUGCUACACGGUGGAAGCAGUUUGAAGAUCCCUUUGAAAUACCAACGUCAAUCUAAGGUACCAUCGGAAAAGCACUACAAGAAAAAGUUCCGAGAGCGAAACUGGGAGGAAUACGAGGAAAGCAUCGGUGGAAGACUCAGUUCCACGGGUAGCGCAGAACCAAUGGAUCAGGACUUUGCCGAUGGGUACGGUGGUACAACGACUGGUAGCGCUACCGGAGGUGCUUCGAUUGGUAUGAGCAGUGGAAAUUCACUAGAAAAUUCACAGCACAGCGACAACCUGCUACAUCAUCACAAGCACAAAUCUGCCAAGUUUCGUCCGAAAGGCAAGGACUGGAACUGGGACGAUGAGCAUUCUAAUACCUCCUCGUCUAGCUCACAUCGACAUCGCUCGGGAAACACUCCUACAUAAUCAUUUCUGUAAACCAGUAAUCUGUAGGUAUCGCCGUCAAUCCUAGUUUUCAAAUUCCAAUGUUACUAUCUUCUGUUAUUUUAAUUGUUUAAGUUUCAAAUCUGGUACGGAGCUCCAAAAGCAAGGUGCAAAAUAAUAGGACCAGAAUUAAAAUCCAUGUGGCCUCUCAUGACGUUUCAAGACAUCGAUGUGACGCAUUCAAAUAUUUAUUUUAGCGUAUUUCAGACAUUUUCUUUGACGUUUGAUCUAAUAUUGAUGCUUUGGAUACAAGAUUUAGCUAAAAUUUAAGGAGUUGUCCAUUUACUUUGGAGCUGCGUACUGAGCUUUAGCGUCGAGUCGAAUUUUAUAAAUUACUAUCUAUAAAUCCUAUUCAUGUAAACCAAUAGUUGAAAUUUACAUUAUAUUUUUUUGUUCAUAUAUGAGACCGUUCGAUUGCUCAAUUCAUUGUAGUAAAACAUAUGACACAACCUUUUAAUGGUUAUUCAAACCUGCCGGAACUAAUAUACAUUUGUUGAAAGACUGAAUUUUAACUAAAAUGAACCCAAACAAAAAAAGAUAAUUACAUGUGUAAUCACCAUCCAGUUACGUAAUUUGUUUGGCAUUAUCAUCGUAAUCACAUACCUACGGCAAGUUUCUAUCUAAUCAGUGCAUUUACUUGACAUGAUAAAAGGUUCUACCAGCGGUGUAUCGUAGACUAAAAAAAUAUAAUUACUAGACUUUUGCCAUUUUUUGUGUGUUUCCGACGUUGGCAAUAUGUCUCCGCUGUCUAUCAUAUGUCGGUAAAUUUUACUUUUAAAUUCCAGGAUCUAGUUUCCGCGUAUGCGCAAUUCCAAUUUUGUGACGAUGUUUUACAGUCAAAAAUAUACAAUGCGUUAUGUCUGUUUGUCUGUACUAAAACUAUGCAACUUGUGUUCGAUUUUUCAACCUCAAUGGAUAGGAAUAGAUUGAUUGUGCUACAUUUCCCCGAAUGUCACUUCCUCGAACGCCAUUUCCCCGAAAUUCAUACUAACAUAUACCCCAUUUCCCGAAUGUAAUUUCCUCGAAUACAAAUCCAAAAAUUUAUAAAAUACCUUGACUGUACUACUUUUCUUAGGUUGGUUUCGCGAGUAUUAAGAAGACAUCUUUGAAUAUUGCAACAAUUAACCUUAAAAGAACAGCUCAUGAUUAAAAGAAGGGAAAAUCUCUGUUCAAAGUAAAUCAAUGGGGCGAGAGUUUUAGUGAGGCGGCGGCAGUACCAGAAGUGGAAGUGUAAAAAUUGGUAAUACACUGAAGUCUUUUUUUACGCGGUUUUUUUUUACACGGUUUUUUUUACACGGU